AUGGCUAAUAACAGUAACGACUUUUACUCGCGUCUUGACUUCCCCCAUCCUCCCGCGCACGAGGAUUCUUCAGACGACGAAACCGGCCCCCUUGCUCAACCUCCAGUACCACCACAUCAGCAACCCUACGAUCCUCAUUAUCAACCUCCUGUACCGAUGGAUCAUAGAACUCCAUCACCGGCUCAUCCACUUGCUGGGUAUCAGCAAGGUGGUGAGAUGCCGUAUAGACCUCAAAGGCAGAACACGGGAGGGUAUCCUGCUGCAGGAGCUGCUAUGCCAGAUUGGCCUGAUGAUGGGAAUAGGCUUAUGGCUCAACCUACCUAUUCGCCACAUACGCCCGAAGACGGAUAUCCUUUAACGCACUACAACACCCAACCAGCUCCCUACGCCGACGACGAUGACAGACGGCCGAUUCUGGACCCGCACUCGCAACUGAAUACCCCUCUACAGGGACAUAAUGACCCAUACUUCCCGCAAAGCACUCCGUCGCCUGUUGGAUCAACGCCAACUCCCGGACCUGGUUUGCGCAGAUGGAAAACUGUAAAGAAAGUAGAGCUCUUUAACGGGAACUUGGUCCUGGAUUGCCCAGUACCGAAGAAGCUACUGGCAAUGCUGCCUCAGAAGAAAGAGCGUGAGUUCACUCACAUGAGAUACACAGCGGCGACCUGCGAUCCUUCAGACUUCGUUGAAAAGAAAUUCACGCUCCGCCAGCAACUCUUCCAGAAGCCGAGGCAUACUGAGCUGUUCAUUGUAGUAACCAUGUAUAACGAGGAUGAAGUCCUGUUUUCAAGGACCAUGGCUGGUGUAUUCAAGAACAUCGCAUACCUAUGUUCUCGCACCCGUUCCCCAACCUGGGGUGCAGACGCUUGGAAGAAGGUUGUUGUCUGUGUCGUGAGCGACGGACGUGGUAAAAUCAACCCUAGAACUAGAAGCGUUCUAGCUGGUAUGGGCUGUUAUCAGGAGGGGAUCGCAAAGACAAGGGUCAACGAAGAUGAUGUGACGGCGCAUAUCUACGAAUAUACUACUCAGGUUGGUAUUGAGCUCGACAACAAGGACAUGGUGAGGCUUAGCGCUACCGGCAAGAACGCCGUUCCGGUGCAGAUGAUCUUCUGCUUGAAGGAGCGUAACCAGAAAAAGAUCAACUCCCAUCGUUGGUUUUUCCAGGCAUUCGGACGAGUUUUGGACCCGAAUGUAUGCGUACUCAUUGACGCCGGAACGAAACCGGGCGGGACGAGUAUCUACCAUUUGUGGAAAGCAUUUGACAUCAACCCGCAGUGCGCCGGAGCAUGUGGGGAGAUCAAGGCAAUGUUGGGGCCCGGAGGACGAUACCUCCUGAACCCCCUUGUAGCGACUCAGAACUUUGAGUACAAAAUGUCCAACAUUCUUGACAAGCCACUUGAGAGUGUAUUCGGGUUUAUUUCCGUGCUCCCUGGUGCGUUCUCGGCGUACCGGUAUACCGCAUUGCAGAACGAUCUUAGCGGACAGGGCCCAUUGGAGAAGUACUUUAAGGGAGAAAAGAUGCAUGGUAGUGAUGCAGGCAUUUUUACGGCGAAUAUGUACUUGGCCGAGGAUCGUAUCCUGUGUUUCGAGCUCGUGUCGAAGCGAAAUUGCAACUGGGUGCUGCAGUAUGUCAAGAGUUCGUCUGCCGAGACGGAUGUGCCGGAUGAAAUGAGUGAGCUGAUUCUUCAGCGAAGAAGAUGGCUGAACGGAAGUUUCUUCGCGGCGAUUUAUGCAUUGGCGCAUACAUUCGAUAUUUGGCGGAGUAGCCACUCCAUGAUGAGGAAAAUGGCUUUCUUGGUCGAGUUCUUUUACCAGACUGUUUCUAUGCUGUUUUCGUGGUUCGCUAUUGGCAAUUUCUUCUUGGUAUUCAGAAUUUUAACAGUUGCUUUGGCCGAACCUGCGUUGGGUUUCACGCCAGGGAGAUAUCUCAGUAUUAUUUUCGAAUGGCUGUACCUGGGAACAUUACUUACAUGCUUUGUCCUGUCACUUGGAAAUACACCAGGUGGUACGAAGAAGCUGUACAUGACAAUGGUUGUCUUCUGGGCUAUUAUCAUGUUGUAUCUUCUGUUUGCGGCCGUGUUUAUCUCAGUCAAAUCUGUGAUGUCAGAGCUGGCCCAAAAUAACGGGAACUUUGCCUUCAGCAGUCUCUUCUCGAACCAGCUUUUUAGAGAUUUAUUGGUCUCGUUAUGUUCGACCUAUAUCCUCUAUUUUGUAGCCUCUUUCAUGUUUUUUGAGCCAUGGCACAUGUUCACAAGUUUCAUUCAAUAUCUCCUGCUCUCACCCUCGUAUAUCAAUGUCCUCAACGUCUAUGCCUUCUGCAACACACACGACAUUUCUUGGGGUACUAAAGGUCCCGACGUUCCCCCACCCAUCAAGGGCGGAACUGUCACCACUGUCGACGGCAAGGCCGACAUGAAUGUGCCCACUGAUGAUAAGGAUCUCGACGAGCAAUACGAAUCUGAGUUGCGAUCUCUUGCCAUUAAGCCCGAAAAGGAAAUCGAGAAGCCCAGCGAAACGCAGAAACAGAAGGAUUACUACGCAGGUUUCAGAUCGUGUGUCGUGCUUGUGUGGAUGUUUACAAAUUUUGCGCUUGCUGCUGGGAUCCUGAACUCUGCUGGGUUGGACCGUAUGACGGAUAACGAUGCCGCUGUGGAAUCAGAGAGGAGUAAGGUGUAUCUGGCGGUCGUGCUGUGGAGUGUGGCGGGGUUGUCGGCGUUUAGGUUCUUGGGGUGUAGUUGGUUCUUGAUUUUGAGGCUGUUCCGUGGUGUUUAA
Messenger RNA from Morchella importuna, 2772 nucleotides. RefSeq lists its product as uncharacterized. Bases 1 to 2772 code for a protein of 923 amino acids. The record is from RefSeq and is a predicted model, not a curated record. The transcript is spliced from 7 exons. Gene Ontology annotation, molecular function: chitin synthase activity. NCBI's taxonomy places the organism in Eukaryota, Fungi, Ascomycota, Pezizomycetes, Pezizales, Morchellaceae. Gene Ontology annotation, cellular component: cell septum; cell periphery.